This is a messenger RNA of Chlamydomonas reinhardtii, 8868 nucleotides long. RefSeq lists its product as uncharacterized. The coding region runs from base 110 to 6226 and encodes 2038 amino acids. Gene Ontology annotation, molecular function: microtubule binding. Gene Ontology annotation, cellular component: cytoplasm. NCBI's taxonomy places the organism in Eukaryota, Viridiplantae, Chlorophyta, Chlorophyceae, Chlamydomonadales, Chlamydomonadaceae. The record is from RefSeq and is a predicted model, not a curated record. The transcript has 3 exons.
UCAGGGGAGCAGCAGUGUCAUUCACACGAUUGCUCCACUUGAGAGCCGAGCUGAAGCUAUACAUGGCAUAGCUGGCGGCCGCGCGUGAGGACUGCGAACAUUGUCGCAGAUGUCCGCCGCCGAGGCGGUCGUAGAGGACUGGUGCGUCGCAGCCCCGCGUGCAAACUCAGACUCGCAGGCGCAGGCUCAGAAGCAGGUGGUACCAGCACUGCCGGCGACGCUGGUCAGUCCGCCCGGCGCGCCGGCUGACUGCAUAAGCUGUUUCACAAGCGACGCCGCCUUCUCCCGCCUCAGCUUAUCCUCCGGCCUUGCCAGCUGCAGCAGCAUCAGCGGCGGCGUUCAUGCCAUACAUUCCCUGCUGCUGGGCAGCGUCGCCGCCACCGCGCCCAGCUUUGGCGGCCUGGCGGCUGUUGCAGAGGCCGCGCCGGCCCACGGCGCCGCAGCUGACUGCCAGGCUGACGUCAUCGCACCGCCCGCAUCGGCGGCGCAUGGCGGCCGUGGCAGGGGCGGCCGCCGAGCCUUUGGCAGCGACGGGCACCUGAUGCCGCCCACGCGCCGCGCCGCCUCAGCCACCAGCUCACACCCCGCCUACACGCAGCAGCACCCCCUGCGGGCCGCGGCAGGGGCCGCUGCUGGCGCCGCCGGCCUGCCGCUAGAGGCCCGCGCCGCCGCGGCCUCCUUCACCGUCGGCAGCAUGGCUGCGGCGAGCGUGCGCGCGCCUGCAGCGGAUGCCGGUCUUGCGGUGGUGGCGUCCGAGGGCUGCAUUUCACCAGCCGCCGCCGCCUCCGGCGCGCGCUCGCACUCCUUCACGCGGCCCGGCAACCGCCGCGCCCGGCAGUCUAUGAUUCAGGGCCAGGGCUCCCGUGCAUCCGCUCACGACGACGUCAGCAGCCCUGACAGCGCACGCUUCCAUGGCGGCUCGCCGAGUGAGGCCCACAGCAACGGCGAUGGCGCGGCCGACGCGGCGCCGCUACCGGCCGCCGACAUGGCGGGUGAAGGCGAUCUGCUGCGCGCCUCAGCAGCGGUGGCGAUGGCGCUGCUGCCACCGGCAACACUCCCCGUCCGCAUCAUUACCCCGCGCAGCACGAAGGAUCUGGCUGCGACGGGCGGCGGCGGCGGGGCUGCCAGUGUCUCCACCACUGCCGCUGCCACGCCCAGCGCAGACCCCAUCUCUUCAGCUGCUGCAGGGGUACCUGUGGAAGAUUGCGCAAUCGUGGCGGCCUGUGAUGUGGGAGUCCCGGAAGGACUUACACGCGUGCCCAGCAGGAGCCAUCGUGGCGGCGGCAGAGGCGGAGGCGCCGGCGAGCAGCCGCACGGCCUGCAACACGGGCAUCCCCACGAAGGGACCUCCGCUGACUCUGCCGCAGCGCCUGGCGGCUCUGCCGCAGGUGCGGGUAGCAGCGAGCCCGCGCCGCCCGUCGCGGACGUCACCUCUGAUGAGUUGACGGCAGUGGCGGCUGCCGCCGCCGCUGCCGCCGCGGCGGCUGCCGUCGCCAAGGCUUCCACCAUCACAGUCGUGCGCAGCCGGUCGAUCAACACCGGGCCUACGCUACACCCGGGCGCGAGCCGCGCAGCAGCUGCUGCCGCCUGCGAUUCGGCUGGUCACAACACCGGCUCCUUCACUCGCGCCGCACCGUCGUCAGCACUGGGGACGCCGCCAGCGGACCAGAUGGGCAGUGCAGGCGGCAGCGGCAGCGCCGCCAUAGGCAGUAGCUCCAGCCGGCGGCGGCUGCUCCGCGAAGCUGGCGCGAUGCAGGUGGCGGUGGAGGAGCGCGCGGACCCCGGCAGCGCCGGCGCGUCGCGGCCGCCCGCCCUGCACAGCAGCGGAAGCAGGAGCGGCGCAGCCGCUGCUGCCUUCGGCUCGGGCUCUACCGGCCCGGUUUCCGCGCAGCAGCAGCAGCAGCAGCAGCAGCAACAAACGCACCCGCAACAGCGCGGCUCGCUACGGCGCCAGGCGGUGGUGCCGGCUGAGGAGGACGGCACGGGCGAUACAAUGCACGAUGCAGAGCUGGACUCUGAUGAGGAAGAACUGAUGGCGGCUAUUCGGUUUCAGCAAUCUCCGCGAGGGCCUCAGCAGGGCUGGGCCGCCGACGCCCGUGCCGGCGCCGGCGCCGGCACCGGCACCGGCGGUGUGCCGCCACCGCCUGCCCGCGAAUCUCCCAGGCCCGGCGGCGCCACCGCCGCCGGCUCGCCGCUUCCGGCGCCGCCGCCGCCACCUCCGCCGCCGCCAGGCAGCCGUACACCGCCGCCGCAGCGCUCGCCGCUGCCAGCUGAGCCCAACGGCGGGCUGAGGCGGACCCACUGCGGUGUGGUGGGUGCCGGCGGCGGCGCCAGCGCCGCGCCCGACGCAGCUGAUCUGGACGCAGCCCGCGUGGCGGCGGCUGUGAGCAGCCGCGCCCGCAACUCGUAUGGCGGCGUGCUUAGUUCUGUGGAGUGGGCGGCCGGCGGCGGAGGCGCCGCAGAGGCAGAUCAACGUGGCAGGAGCCGCGUCGGGGGCGGGCGUGGACUCGGAGGCGGAGCUGGGGGAGGUCGCUCGCCAACACUGAGCACCGGCGGGAUGCGAAGCUUGACGGGCGGCUUGGCGGCGGCUGAGGGCGGCGGCGGCAGUGGCCUGCAAGACGACAUGCCGACGCGGACGUGGCUGGAUCUGCAGCCGCCGCCACCGCCGCCGCCGCCGCCACCCCGCCGUCCGGGGGCGGGCUUUGCGGAGGGCGGCGGCGAUGCGCCUGCCAGCCUCCACGGCGACCACCACUCGCGCAACUCACCGUUGCCGUCCCCACCUCCACCGCCUGCCCGACAGCAGCCACCAAAUGUGUCUGGCCCUCCGCCGCCUCCACCGCCACCGCCACCGCAACGCCAGCACCAGUCGCCGCAGCCGCGUUCACAAGUGCCGUCGCCGCCGCCACCUCCCCCUCCUCGGGUUUCAUCACCUCAGCCGCCGCCGCCGCCGCCACCACCGCGGCCGCUAUCGCAGGGCUCGUCCCCCAUGCAUCGGCAGCCGCCCCCACCGCCGCCACCUCCGCCACCGCCGCGCCUCGCUUCUCCGCAAUCGAACUUUACACAGCCGGUCAUCGGGCAGCCGCCUUCAGCUAACAGUUCCGUGUCACAGCCUCCUCCUCCCCCACCGCCCCCGCCUCCACCGCCUUCAGCGGAGCACCUGCCAUCGCGGCAGCAAUCUGCCAUAGCAGGCGCCGCAGCGGCUGGGGGCUCCCGCGGCGCCGCUAGCGGCGGCAUCCAGUCGCACAAUGCGGACUUCCGCCAAGCACGCCACGGCAGCGGCGCCGCCGGAAUAUCCAACCACGACGGCAUUACAUUCAGUGGCGGUUUUGCUGAGGAUGGCGGCAUUGGCGGCGGCCGGCUAGGCCUGGAAACUUUAGGAAUGGCGGCGGUACCGGCGGCCACAAGCGAUGCCGACGCUGUAGAAACCGGCGCUGUAGACGGCGACCUGCCGCCCCGCGGCGGCAGCCAGAUGGACGUCAAGUGGGAGCAGUCAGUGGCGGAUGCCGCGGUGGCGGCGGCGCAGGGCGCCAGCCGCAGCAUCUGGGCGGACGCCGCCACCGCGGCGGUCGCGGAGGCGCAGGCGGCGGGCGGUGGUGCCGGAGGCGUGGCGUCGCUGCAGUCGCAGCCGUCGGGCCCGGAGCACUUGGACUUGGGGGCACCUAUCAGGCUGCAGCCCUCGCAGCACUCGGCCGCCAGCACCAGCGCCGACUUGGACACCACGCCCUGGCCCAUGCUUCUCGGCUCCGUCGCUGCCGCUGCCAACAGCCCUUCAGCAGCCGGGUCUGCAGCUGCUGCUGGCGGCAGAGACGCCAGGCAGAGCACCGGACACGGCGAUGAGGAGGCGGCGCUGGCGGCGGUCUCGGCGGCGGCGCGCGCGCGCCUGAUCGCCGCGGUGGGCUGCCUGGGCCCAGACUCGUUGAACAGUAGUGACGAGGGCGUGCGCAGUGGCGGUGCCGGCCCCGCGCACGUGUCCCUGUCUGGCGGCAUCGCCAGCGGCGGCAUCGCGGGCUCGCCAUUGGCGCCUGGCGGCGCGGCGAUGGCGGCGGCGUCUGGACGUAGAACGCAGCAGCCGCUGCCGCCGGAAUGGGCGGGCGGCGCGGAUGCCGCAGCCAGCGCGGCUGCGUCGGAGGCUGCUGCGGCGGCGGCGGUUGAUGCGCACCUCGCUGCUUUGGGUUUGGGUCAGUUGGACGCGCAUACGGCGCUGGCGGCCGCUGCCGCUUCGGCGGCGGCCGCGGGCGGGUAUAGCAACGAACAUCGCGCAGCUAUGGCGCAGGAGCAGGUGCAACGGCAACAUCAGCAGCUGCAGCAGCACCACCACCAGCAACAACUGCAACAGCAACAGCACCAAGCUGCGCCGCAGCGCCGCUCACCGCCGCCGCCACCGCCCAUCCAGCUUCCCGCAACGCUCGGGGGCUGGGCCCUGGACGCAACCGCCUCAACGGGGCUGAUCAGCUCGCCGCCCUCGACCUCGCACUCGCAGCACCUGCACAACCUGCACUCGGACUCAUCCACCAGCGCCGGCGGUGGCACCACCCCCGGCGGCGCCGGGCCUUCCCACCUCCCGAUGCCGUCGCCACCGCUCAGCCCGCAGCUGCUUCAGCCGCACAUACUGGCGGAGUACGACCUGGGGCCGCGCGACGGCUCCGUCACUUCCGCCGUCAGCGGCUCUGGCAGCUCGUUCCUGUCCCAGCGCCACUCGCAGACGCCGCUGCACACCGGCGGCGGUGGCGGCCCAGGCGUCUCCGCUGCUGGCGGAAGCGCUGGCGCUGUUGCCGCCGGCGGGCGCAGCGGCGAGUUCACGCUGGAUGCCAUUAGCGCUGUGGACUGGUCGCUGGGAGCGUUUGGCGGCAGCGGUGGUGGCGGUGGCGGUGGAACCGGCGGCGGCGCCGGUGCCGCUGGCGGCGUGCCGACGUCGCUCCGCUCACCGCCGGCGCCCACCUCCCCCGGCUCGCACCCGCACUUGGUACAUCUAGGCCCGGGCUGCAGCAGCGCCAGCAGCGCAAGCGGCAUUAGCGCAAUGAGCGGAGCCAGCGGCGCGGGCAGCAAUGCCGGCAGUACCGUCGCGUCGUCGCGUCUGGCGGCCCUGCACUUCGCCGCACUGCGCGUCCCGUCUAGCAGCGGCGGCAGCCACAGCGCCGCCUUCUCGCCGCUUGGCGCCGCCUCCUCGCUCAGCUCCGCCUCCUUGCACCAGGCCGUCUACUCGCCGGUCGUCGGAGGCCCCAGCCGCAGCGGUGGCAGCGCCUCCUCAGCCGGCGUCGCCGCCGGCUUUUCGCCGCUCGUCUCUGCGCGCUCGCCGCUCGGCUUUUCGCCACUGGGUGCGGGCGCCGCAGGCGCCGGCAGCAGCGCCGCAGGCGCGCUGGCGCAAGCCGGCAGCACUAGCUCCGCGGCGGCAGCUGCCGCCGCCGCUGCUCAUGCGGCGCGCUACCGCGGCGCCGCCGCCGCGGCUGGGGCGGCGGAGUCGGAGCUGGUAAUGCGGACGUCGUCGUUCCCGACGCUGCAGCAGCAUUUGCAGCAGCAUGGUGUGGGCGAUGGCGGAAUGGCGGAUGGGCUCGGGCCCGACCUGCAGCGCGCCGGCAUGGCGGCCGGCGGCUCCGGCCAUUCCUACACCUCUUACUCGCACCAGUACCAGCACCGACAACAACAGCAGCAGCACCAGCAGUCACGGUUCGGCGCCGCCGCUGCGGCAGCGGCGGCUGGCGGCGGCGGAGCGUACGGCAAUGUUGCCGCGGAGUACGGCGGCGGCGGCGAGUACGGGGCCGCGGCGGACCCAUUUGCGUCGCUGGCCUGCCGCAGCAGCAUCUCCAUGCCGCACUUCCAUUUCACGCCGGGAGCCGGUGCCGGCGGCCACGGCGGCGACGAAUACGAGCACGUGGCGGCGGAUGAGGUGGUGGCGGCGCUGGCGGCGGCGCGACAGCUGAUGCCGCAAGGCAUGGGCAGUCUGGGCGGAGCACUGCGCGCCGCCAGCUACACCCCAGGCAGCGGCAGCGCAGACGCGGCUGUAGCCGCCGCUGUUGCCGCGGCUGCUGCUACUGCCGCCGGCAUGGGCCACCCACACCCGCACCAGCACUUGCAACGGCAGCAGCACCUAGAGUCGCCGGACUACGGCCCCGCGUCUGGGCAGCUUCGGUACUCAUCUUCCUACAUGCUUCAACAGCAGCAACAGCAGCAGCAGCACCCGCAACUUCAGCACUUGCAGCAUCCGCAGCUGCCUGGCCAAGGCCGCUAAUGGGUGCGCAGGAACUGCAACCUGCAGUGGCCGCGGUAGCGGGAGAUAGCUGCUGAAGCAGGCACCGCGCAAUGGCUUUGCGGGCUGGAGUUAGCGCCUGCAUGCCUGCUUGGAAGGGAACACCAAUAGGCGGAGGAGACGGCAUGCCCGGAUAUUGACAAACACUUGCUCAUGAUUGUGGUAUCGGAUGGCUUUGUUUAUUUGCUUAACUCCAAACAGUCUUCGUGGUAAACUGUGACACAUCAUAAUCAUCGUUAGCAACAUAGCUGGCUGUGCGGACUGUCUGCACCUCCUUCACGAUCCAGCCCGCUCUGCACAACUGCAGGCGGGCUGAGCCUUGCCAUCGCUAAUUCACGUCUUCGCUCGCGCGUCCACCAGCAAGCCUGCAUCCACUACCAUAGAACAUGUUAGCCUGUUGUUUUUCUUGUUUGCUUUCGCGUUCGUCCAUGUGCGCCCGGCAGGGAUAAUCGGAUUAGAGCAUUGGUUUGAUGGCUCCACCGCACGUGGUGGCGUCUAGUGUGCUUAUUCAUGUGGCGCUCCCCAUCCGACCGUGUCAUGUCCGCAUACGCAUACAUACUUGGCAGAGAGACACGGUUGAGCCAAGCUGCCCAUGACCCUUCAGCAUGGAAGCAUAGUUUGUUGGCAUUGCGUGCAUGCUGCCAGUUUGCUGCGCAUUAUUAUGGUAAUUGUUGCGUGCGCUGACUUGUCUCGUUCAAGUGUUGUAGCCGUGUGGCAUUUGGCCCGCGUCAAUCAGCAGUAGCCGAGCCCAUCAGGCUUUGCCAGCAGGCGGCGGCUGCUUUUAGCUGUCAAGAUGUUGUGCGGUGCGGGAAGUUGAUCCACAUCGCGGGGGUGGUCGGGCGGGCUGACGGGAAGUAUGUUUGAAUCCUCCAAGCUGGAUGUCAAAGCCUUGCCCGGAUGGCUAGAAAGGAAGGGUGCAGGUAUGCUGUGUAGCUAUGCCCGUGGAUGCUGCUGCCGUUUGGCUAGGGCAUGUCGCUUGGACUAGCCACAGUCGUGCAUUGCAGCGGGAUUCUCUAGUGCUCUUUCAUACUGCCGUUGCAGAUUGUGUGGAUGCUAUGCGCAAGCAUGGAGGGGGGCAUGAGGCGGGCAGGCAAAAGCAUGUGCACGUACGCGUUCAAGCAACGGCAGGGGUGCGCGGGUUGCAUGCAGGAGUAAUGGGUUUAUCACUGUGGUGGGGAUGGGGUACUGCAAACAUUUCGUUUGAUGAUAGAUGUGGUAGAGGUACAUGCUUGCUGUGUGUGUUCACGGGGGUUGGUAACAAAUGCAACGAAAGCAGCGGCAGGCGCCUGCGCACCGCUUGUUGAAGCAUGAACUACCGCUCGGAGGUACGGGCGUGUCUGAAACUUUUCGAGGGAAACGUCCGAGGGCCUGAGCCUUCCUUUUCAAUGGACAUGGCUGGUAAGCACGCGGGUUUCAAGGUCAUGAUUGAGAGUGGGCAAUGGAUGAUGUGCGCAGCCCGUCGAAGGGAUACGGGUCUUCGGUCUUGGCACCUCCAGCUGCUCAACGGGGACUCGAUGGGCAUUUACUUACGCCACCACCCCCAGAGGUCCAUUGUGCGUCUGGAAGGGUCCGCUCCUCUACGCUUGCUUUCUUGGCUUGAAUGCGUGAUAUAUGUAUGUAACAUUACAAGAAGGGAUUUAUGUGGAUGGAUGGUCGCUCGACACCAACGAAGCUGUGGACGUGUGGGUCGUCUAGGCAGUCCCUAUUGUCCCAUGCGUCAGUGUGUUGAGUGUGGAGCCACAUACCGUGUGAUAGCUAGCCCUGGUGCUGUGCGGCGAGAUGGGGGCCAGGGGCUUUUGUGGCGCUGCCAUGUUACGACGGCAGGACGGUCAUGCGUGAGGUGGCUGCAUGCGCAGGUUGUUGUGGUUCACAACGACAUGGUGUGCACAGAGCUGCCGCCCGCCUGUACGCGCCACUACAAAGGGCUGACGGCAUAUUCGCCGCUCGCGUCAGAGAGUAAUGCCGUGCCGAUGUGCCUUCACUUGUAAUAAAGAAUGCGGCUUAACUAGAUGCAUGAUGAGGCUGAGGUUGGAUAGAAAGAGAGAGAGAUGCCAUGGUGGCAAGCGGGUCCGCCGGGAAUGAGGCCAGGGGUGCUGGGAACGAGGCACCCGGCGGCGCCUACGAUCUAUGAAGUGCUCGCAGAUGCGUAUCGUGCAGCUGCACAUCAUCUCAAUAAUGUCGGCGCCUCCGCUGUGCGGCUGUGCGCAACCGUGUGAGCUGACAUGCCUGAGCUAAGAUGAUGUCACGGCAAGGCGGGCGCACGCGUGUUGCAUAGUAAGACAUUGCACCGCAGGCACUGCGAAUGCAUCACACCUGUGCCUUCCUAAAGACACGCCGCCACUGGACACCUGGCGGGCGGUGCCUGUAUAAUAUUAAUACAUGCGCAACGCUUGAGGGGCCGUAGCUCAGGACGGCGGACGUGGGGGGGGGUUAGGGGAAGGUGCGCGCGGUGUGGGUGGGGAUGGGGGGUGGCGGGCAUGGGGGGCGGGGUUGGUGGGUGGGCGGCGCACGGUGACGUCGUGAUAUGGGAAGGCGCGGCGUGCGUGGCCGCGGAAAACCGGGUGGCAGCGUCUUGGAUAGACGCCGGUCCCGGUAGUAUGCAGGAGGGAACGCAUUAAGUCCUU